UCUCUGACGCUUUGUUUACAUUUGAGGCAAAACACGAGAGGAGGAAAGUUUGCCAUAUUUAAGUGUGAUACCGCGCCUGUGGCCACUUAGAAGGAAGAAAACACACUUACAACACCAUAGAAGAAUUGUAAGUACCCAACUAAAAGAAGGAAAGAAAAAACUCAUUGAAAAUAUUAAGAAAAACGUUCCCUGUGCGUUUUCAUGUGUGACUCAAAAACGUUUAUGAUGUGAAAUACGUGUGAUAAAAAAGACAUAGAAAAAGAAAGGUUAAAGAGAGGAUAUAAUGAUGAAACUGGCAACCCCGAAAUGAGAGAAGAAGGGAAGGAGAAACGAAGAUAAUGGAGGUGAGGGAAAACACGUAGAGGAGAAAGGAAGAGAAGAAAAUAAGAAGAGAAACGGAAAGUGAAAAGUUAGAGAAGAAAGAAAGAGGAGAAAGGAAGAUAUGAAAAUAAGAAGAGAGAAAAACGUUAGAGAAGAAAGAAAGUAAGAGAAGAAACGAAGAGAGAAAAGUUUGUGAAGAAAGAAAGAGGAAAGAAAAGAACAGAAGAAACGAAGAUAAAAGUUAAAGAAAGAAAGAGAAGAAACAAAGAGAGAAAAACGUUAGAGAAGAAAGAAAGGAAAAAAAAUAACAGAAGAAACGAAAAAAAAAGUUAGACAAGAUAGAAAGAGGAAAGAAUGUAAGAAGAGAAACGAAGAGAAAAAAGUAGAAAAAAGUUAGAGAAAAGAAAGUAAGAAGAGAAACGAAGAGAAGAAAUCAAGAGAAGAAAAAAAGGAGAAAGAAAGUAACAGAAGAAAGCUACAGGUAAAAGGAAAAGUAAGGAAAGUGAGAGCUAAUGAAAAAGCUGAAAAAAAAGUGAUUAUUAAGUGACCUUUAUGAGUUUUGCGAGAAGGAGAAAGUGAACGGUAGAAUAUGAACCGGUUGUGAGUCAUUAUAGAUUGGUUGUGACUGAAUAAGAACUGAUUGUGAGUUAAUAGAAAUUGGUUGUGACAGACAAACUUUACAGAUAUAAAACAUUCAAAAACCAAAAAAAGCGAACCCAAAAAACACUAAAUCAUAAAAAAACAAAGAAAAAAGAACCAAAGACUAAACUAAAAAGAAAAAAGUGGAAAUAAGUGAAAAAUUAAAAGCAGACAAACUUAACAGAAAUAAAACAUUUAAAAACCCAAAAAAUUGAACCCAGAAAACACUUAAAUAUCAACAAACCCGAAAAACUAAUAUAAGAAAGUAAAAACAAUUGAAUACUAACAAUUUCCAGAAACUUAAAAUCUUGCCAAAAAACACCCCACCAGUUCACACCCUCGGAGAAGCGGAGUUGCCAGAUGUCACCCUAACAAACGCAGCGUUGCCACAUCCCAACUACCACAUCCCUCCCUCCCACCCCUCCCUCCCUCACCCCUUCCUUCCCCACCACCCGAGGAAUGAGAAGAGGGAUAAAGAUGGAGAGAAAUGACGCGGAGGAAAGAGAGAGAUUGAGAGCAUCAGGGGAGGAAGAUGAUGAUGAUGAGGAGGUGGAGGAGUACAACGUGUGUAAGAUAAGACGUGACUGGGAGCGUGGGUCAGAGAGCGGAUCGCUGCUGGCCCGUUCCACCCUCUACGACAUGGAUUCUGGUGACCCCCCCGCUGACCUGCCCCUCUUCACCAAGCUCUACACCCUCGCGCAGAUUUUGGGCAUCCUCAGCGUGGUACUGGUGGGGGUAUGGCUGGGUAUUUACCGAGGGGGGUUUGCGUGGUCAACCCCCUUGGAGCAGUUUAAUUGGCACCCCUUGCUCAUGACUCUCGGACUGGUCUUCCUCUACGCUAACGGAGCGCUGGUCUAUCGCGGCUUCCGGUCUGAGCGCAAGAAGAAGCUGAAAGUAGCCCAUGCCUUGGUGAUGAUCGGAGCGCUGGUCUGCUCCAUCGUUGGCCUGGUCGCUGUUUUCCAGUACCACGCCACAGAAGGCUAUCCGGACAUGCGCUCACUCCACUCCUGGCUCGGGCUGUCCACUGUCAUCCUCUUUGCCUGCCAGUGGCUGGCCGGACUCCUGACCUUCCUGUUCCCCGGCCUGCGUUCCAGCCUGCGCUCGGCCUACCUCCCCAUACACCAGUUCUUCGGGAUGUUCAUCUUCGCUGGCGCCGUGACCUCUGCCCUCAUCGGCCUCACGGAAAAAGCCGCCUUCAUUAAAGACAUCACGUCCCCAGAGAAGGUCCUGAUCAACGUGGCGGGCCUGUCGGUUGCUCUCUUCGGUGGCCUGGUUGCCUACCUUCUCUCGCAGCACAAGUUCAGGCGUCGGACCACAGAGGAUGAAGUCUUGCUUACCGACACUGUGCUGGAAUAGAGAUGAUGGUGGUGGUGUGUGUGUGUGUGUGUGUGUGUGUGUGUGUGUGUGUGUGUGUGUGUGUGUGUGUGUGUGUGUGUGUGUCUCUCUCUUUCUCUUCUCUCCUUCCUUCUUUGCCCUUCGUUCUUUUUCUUUCUCUCGUUCUCUCUUUCUCUCUCUUUUUCUCUAUUUCUUUAUUUCUUUCCUUGAUGUUUCCUUAUUUCUGGGUCUUCUUUUCCUCCUCCUCCUCCUCCUCCUCCUCCUCCUCCUCCUCUUGAAUCUAUCCUCUAAUUCCUCUUCCUCCUCCUCCUUCUCCUCCUCCUCCUCCUUCAUUUCAUAUCUUCUUAUUUUUUCCUCCUCCUCCUUCUCUUCUUCCUCCUCCUCCUCCUCUUUGAAUCUUCCUCUUCCUCCUCCUUCCCCUUCAUCUCUCUUAAUCUUCCCAUCUUCUUCCUCCUCCUCCUCCUCCUCCAUCUCCUUCUCACAUGGGCGUAAGAUAUCCUAACACAAAUACAUAUAAGAUAAAGAUAUAUAUAUAUAACCAUUUACCAUUCCACAGGACCACUUCAAAAAGAUAUAUAUAAAUUACUUAACUGACCCCUCGUAGCAGCCAUGUAAGACUUUAAACACAUAUAUAUAUAUACUAGAAAUCCAUGUAAUUCAUAUAUCGUUUCCUAUCGAUGUGUAUAAGAGAAAUAUAUAUAAAUUGUAUGUACGUAUAUAUUCAAUUAUGUGUGCGUGUGUGUGUGCGUGUGUGUGCAUGUGUGUGUGUGUGAGUUCGCUACGCACACACGGUAACAUACGCACUUGUGGAAAUCUAUAUAUUUACUGUUGUUCUGUGAUCCGAGACUUAUCAAUGUGAUUUUCCGUAACGAUUUCUCUUCUACGAUCAUUCUUAUUCUUAUUAUUUUUAGCGAGAAUGCACAGAGUUGUUCGGCCUGCCAAAUUAGGCGAUCUCUUUCACAACUUUAUUUUUUUUUCUGUACCGAGAAAGCCCAGUUGUAUCUUUCAUCCCUGUGCUGUCCAAUCCCUUAUGCAAGAGUUAACCAGCAUCUUCACUCUUUCAUCCCUGUACUGUCCAAAUCCCUUAUGCAAGAGUCAACCAGCAUCUUCACUCUUUCAUCCCUGUGCUGUCCAAAUCCCAUAUGCAAGAGUUAACCAGCAUCUCCACUCUUUCAUCCCUGUGCUGUCCAAAUCCCUUAUGCAAGAGUUAACCAGCAUCUUCACUCUUUCAUCCCUGUGCUGUCCAAUCCCUUAUGCAAGAGUUAACCAGCAUCUUCACUCUUUCAUCCCUGUGCUGUCCAAUCCCUUAUGCAAGAGUUAACCAGCAUCUUCACUCUUUCAUCCCUGUGCUGUCCAAUCCCUUAUGCAAGAGUUAACCGGCAUCUUCACUCUUUCAUCCCUGUGCUGUCCAAAUCCCUUAUGCAAGAGUUAACCAGCAUCUUCACUCUUUCAUCCCUGUGCUGUCCAAUUUUUUUCCAUAGAGAGAAAGCCUGAGUCGAACAGCCUGUCAAAUUAGGCUAUCUCUUUCACAUUCUAAUUUUAUUUUUCCAUACCGAGAAAGCACAGUGGUAUGGCCUGUCAAAUUAGGCUAUCUCUUGCACAUUCUAAUUUUAUUUUUCCAUACCGAGAAAACACAAAGUCGAACAGCCUGUCAAAUUAGGCUAUCUCUUUCACAAACAUUAUAUUUUUUUCAAUAUCGAGAAAACACAGAGUCAUACAGCCUGUCAAAUUAGGCUAUCUCUUUCACAAACAUUAUUUUUUUUUCCAUAUCAAGAAAGCACAGAGUCAUACAGCCUGUCAAAUUAGGCUAUCUCUUGCACAUUCUAAUUUUAUUUUUCUAUACCGAGAAAGCACAGUGGUACGGCCUGUCAAAUUAAGCUAUCUCUUGCACAACUUUAUUUUUUUUCCAUAGCAAGAAAACACAGAGUCAAAUGCCCUGUCAAAUUAGGCUAUCUCUUUCACAAACAUUAUUUUUUUUUCCAUACCGAGAAAACACAAAGUCGAACGGCCUGUCAAACUAGGCUAUCCCUUUCACAAACAUUCUAAUUUUUCUUUUCUGUAGAGAGAAAGCCCAGGGUCAAAAAACUACCCCUGGAUAUGCCCAAAACUCCUAGGAAAGCUUUGUCAAAUGAGUGUUUCUUUAGGUUCAAACUAAGCUAUCUCUUUCACAAACAUUCUAAUUUUUCUUUUCCGUAGAGAAAGCCCAGGGUCAUAAAACUACCCCUGGAUAUGCCCAAAACUCCUGUGAAAGCCUUGUCAAAUGAGUGUUUCUUUAGGUUCAAACUAGGCUAUCUCUUUCACAAACAUUCUAAUUUUUCUUUUCCGUAGAGAAAGCCCAGGGUCAUAAAACUACCCCUGGAUAUGCCCAAAACUCCUACGAAAGCCUUGUCAAAUGAGUGUUUCUUUAGGUUCAAGCUGGGCUAUCUCUUUCUCUCUUUCACAAACGUUCUAAUUUUUCUUUUCCGUAGAGAAAGCCCAGGGUCAUAAAACUACCCCUGGAUAUGCCCAAAACUCCUACGAAAGCCUUGUCAAAUGAGUGUUUCUUUAGGUUCAUGGUACAGAGGAAGGGUCACACUACCACCAGGGUCAUGAAGCUACCCCUAGAAAUGCCCACAACUCCUAGGAAAGCCUUGUCAAAUGAGUGUUUCUUUAGGUUCAUGGUACAGAGGAAGGGUCACACUACCACCAGGGUCAUGAAGCUACCCCUGGAAAUGCCCACAACUCCUAUGAAAGCCUUGUCAAAUGUGUGUUUCUUUAGGUUCAUGGUACAGAGGAAGGGUCACACUACCACCAGGGUCAUGAAGCUACCCCUGGAUAUGCCCCUAACUCUUCGAAAGCCUUGUUAAAUGAGUGUUUCUUUAGGUUCAUGGUACAGAGGAAGGGUCACACUACCACCAGGGUCAUGAAACUACCCCUGUAAAUGCCCACAACUCCUAGGAAAGCCUUGUCAAAUGAGUGUUUCUUUAGGUUCAUGGUACAGAGGAAGGGUCACACUACCACCAGGGUCAUGAAGCUACCCCUGGAAAUGCCCACAACUCCUAUGAAAGCCUUGUCAAAUGAGUGUUUCUUUAGGUUCAUGGUACAGAGGAAGGGUCACACUACCACCAGGGUCAUAAAACUACCCCUGGAAAUGCCCACAACUCCUAUGAAAGCCUUGUCAAAUGAGUGUUUCUUUAGGUUCAUGGUACAGAGGAAGGGUCACACUACCACCAGGGUCAUGAAACUACCCCUGUAAAUGCCCACAACUCCUAGGAAAGCCUUGUUAAAUGAGUGUUUCUUUAGGUUCAUGGUACAGAGGAAGGGUCACACUACCACCAGGGUCAUGAAACUACCCCUGGAAAUGCCCACAACUCCUAUGAAAGCCUUGUCAAAUGUGUGUUUCUUAGGUUCAUGGUAGAGGAAGGGUCAUUAAGCUACCCCUGGAAAUGCCCACAACUCCCACAAAAGCCUUGUCAAAUGAGUGUUUCUUUAGGUUCAUGGUACACAGGAAAGGUCAAACUACCACCAGGGUCAUGAAGUAUUGAGGAAAACUUAGACCACAUAUCUAGAGUGAGAUAUAUAGAGUAAACAGAUAUAGAAACAAUAGAGUAGCAGGUAAGAAGUUAAGCGCUGCCAUCUUUGUACGGGCAACUCAACUCUCCCCUGACAGCUGAUAUUGAUGAAGCCGGUGAUAGACUAUUAGGCAUAUCAAUCUAUUUUUCUCAUUAUCACUGAAACCAAGGAAGCGUAAGUAUAUAUAUUUUGGAUAGCGUUUUAUAUGUGACCCGUAAUCUUUAUAUCAUCGUCAUACAAUUAGCAGAAGACCAUUAGUUGUCCGCUUACGAAAGAACAAGAAAUCUAUGACGUAUGAUUUAGUAUUUUGCACGAGUUGAGAGAUUGAGAGAUUCGCGGAUAUAUUUGAUUAAGAAAACGGCGAAAUUCUACUUAUAUGUGAAUUAGUGUUGCGUAUUUUCGUAAACUCAAAAACGUGUCUGAUUUUUGUGUUUAUAUGAUCCCUGUCCGUCUGUCUAUCCGAGUCUAUUUUCUGUGUCUGUUCUGUAUCUAUUCAAUUCUGUCUAUCUGUUGGUCUAUCUGUUUUCUGUGUUGUUCUAUAUCUAUUCAAUUCUGUCUAUCUGUUGGUCUAUCUAUUUUCUGUGUUGUUCUGUAUCUAUUCAAUUCUGUCUAUCUGUUGGUCUAUCUAUUUUCUGUGUUGUUCUGUAUCUAUUCAAUUCUGUCUAUCUGUUGGUCUAUCUAUUUUCUGUGUUGUUCUGUAUCUAUUCAAUUCUGUCUAUCUGUUGGUCUAUCUAUUCUCUGUCUAUUGUUCUAUAUCUAUCCAAUUCUAUCUAUCCGCUGGUCUAUCUAUUCUGUCUGUUAUUUUAUAUCUAUCCAAUUCUAUCUAUCUGUUGGUCUAUCUAUUCUCUGUCUAUUGUUCUAUAUCUAUUCAAUUCUAUCUGUCCACUGGUCUAUCUAUUUGCCAGUUUCUUUGUCUAUCCGUCUAUUGAUAUUUCUUUUUCAAUCCAUCUAUUUAUCUAUCCGUGUCUGUCUCUCUCAUUUAUCUAUCUCUAUUCUCAUUCCUCUUCCUUCUAUUUCAUUUAUUAAUUUCUUACUUUUUCCUCCUCCUCCUCCUCCUCUUCUUAGUUUGUCUUGUUUCUCUUCCUCCUCCUCCUCCUCCUCUAUUUUCAUUCAUCUCUCUCGCUCUCUCCCCCUCUCUCUCUCUCUUCCAAUAACCACUAAGUAAUCAAGGGUUUUAAUAUUAUACUAAGGAACAUUAACCAUAAGACUUGCCUGUAUAUCCUAUGACCUAUAUAUUUCCUCCAUGACAAGCUAAAGAAAUAUAUUGUAACAGUAUUGUAUGAGAUAUUUUAAAAGAACAAAGCCUAUGAUGAACUU
Eriocheir sinensis (Chinese mitten crab) is the source of this 7164-nucleotide messenger RNA. Its product is annotated as transmembrane ascorbate-dependent reductase CYB561-like. Gene Ontology annotation, molecular function: oxidoreductase activity. The transcript is spliced from 8 exons. The record is from RefSeq and is a predicted model, not a curated record. Lineage: Eukaryota; Metazoa; Arthropoda; Malacostraca; Decapoda; Varunidae. Bases 1420 to 2316 code for a protein of 298 amino acids.